UCUGGGGAUGAGGAGGGAGGAGGGGGGAUAGGAGGUGGCUGUAUGACUGAAGAGGAAGGUGGAAAGGAGGGAGGGAGGAAGGAGGUGGGAGGUGACUAAAGAACUGAGGGAGGGGAGAGGAGGAGGGCUGGUGGGAGGGGCCUGAAGGAAGGGAAUGAGGGGGUGUUCGGCGCUGCUCUGCGGGAGACGCGGGAGCUGGAAGUCAUUCUGUGGUGGUCUCCAAGAGUGGGAGUCACACCAGCACGUAUUCCCGCGCCCGUGACUGAAAACCCUCGCUAACACACACCGGGGAGACUCAGCCAAACAGUGCAAACAUUUGACUAUAGAAGAACAUAGGAAUCUAGGGUAUAAUUGUAAUACCCGGGCAUGGCAUGGGUGGUAGUGUGGGCGUGUGUGGGUGCCGCCCUCACCCAAGGUUUACCCCUCGACCAUAGUCCAUCACCACGAGGCUUUAUCGGGUUCUCCUUCUGGCCCCCCGCCCCUGACGUCGCCCCCGUGGAGUGCGCCGCCGCCAACACCCUCCUCCCGCGGGGCACCUGCUUCAAGGAAGACGAUUGCGUCAAGGCGGGCGGCGUGGCUUCCGGGAAUUGCCCUUCAGGGGGCGUGUGUUGUGUGGUCCCGGUGUUGUGUGGCGGCGAGGCGAAGAUCAACAACACGUGGUUCGUCAACAAGGACUUCCCAGCAGGCACCCGCGACCCCGCCUCCUGCAUCAUCAGAAUAAAGAGGUCUAAGGCUGAGGUGGUUCAGGCGAGACUUGACUUGGAGCUGAUGGAUCUCGGGGAGCCUGUCCGGGGCCGCUGCCAAGGCGAUGCUCUCUCCAUCACCCGCCCCGGCGCCCCUGCAGCCCUCACGCCCACCCUCUGCGGCAACAACUCACGCCAGCACUUGUACGUGGACCUGAUGCCCGGGGAGGUCGAGGUGAGGGUGAGACUGGACAACGCUCAGCUGCUCCCUCGUCAGGCCGUCCCGCAGCGCCAGUGGAAGGUGCUCAUCACGCAACACACGCAGAAGGAGGCAGCGCCUCACGGGUGUCUCCAGUACUUCAGGCAGGCCAGGUCCACCGUCCGCUCCCUCAACUACGACUCCGGCCUCCACCUCGGCGACGCCCUCAACUACGAUGUCUGCUUCAGUAAAUUGGCCAGGUCCCAGAAGAGCGAUGAAGCCUGCAACCGUCACUUCAACGAUGUCAACAUGGAGCAGCGUAGCCUGGAAAGCGUCCUCCCGAGAAACCAGCCGGCUACCAAGAUACGCAAGACCAACAGGCAUGGAAGCAGCAGCAGAGGCAGAGAGGGGAAUAACAACAGCGGGAGAGGCAAGAACGGGAACAGAAGCAGUGGCAGAGGCAGGAACGGGACGAGCAACAGGAGGCGGUUUGGCAGGAGUGCGAGUCAGCCUCAGACCCGCCAAUACAGGGAGGAAAGCGACCCAAAACAGUACACCGAAGAAGAUCGCGUGAAUUUCGGCGUGCUGGACGUUCUCAACCUGGUGAACAGGACGGUGGAGGAGGUGAGAGUGUCUGGAAACACCGAUCAAGUGGACCACAACACCAUCCCUCUGAUCGACUUCCCUCAGAAUGAUAUUGAUGACACCCCAGCAGAGGUCACUCACCCAGAAGACACGAUCCAGGAAAAUGCCAUCUUGCCGGACUCUGCCCCGAUGGACUCGAACAUAGAGAGCUCCAGCCCUGAAGACAAUAACCUGCUACAUGUUACACCGGAUCAACCCAUCACUGAGGCGCGCCCGAUACAGCUCGUCCCCCUAGUGCAAUCGCAAACCAACGAGGGAGUCAUCACGCAAAUACAGAAUGUGAUCAACCAGCUCCAGGAGAAACAGAAACUUCAACAGCAGAAGGACGAGGAGAAAACUGAAGGUGAGGAAGUAGUUGGAGAGCAGUUAGGGGCUGCUUUCAAUACGUCGACUUCAACUGAGGCCAUGUCAUACGACGAAGACGCAGUGAUGACUUCCUCAGACAUCCCACUGACAGAAGUUCCAACACUCUUACCUGAUCCUUCGUUGCGCCCCUUAACCAUUGCUUUUGAUACCUCAACCAUGACUCCAGGAACCAAAACAACGACUGAUGAUAUUCUGACCACAGACGUUGAAAUCACAACCACGCCCCUUGACGACUUGACCACAGACCCGAAAAUCCCAAAUACGACCACGGACUCUGAUAUCCCUACCACAAUGCUGGACGAACUGACCACAACCACAUGUACAGAUAUCCCAACAACGAUCUAUGACGACCUGACCACUGACCCAGAUAUCCCAACCACGACUGAUGACAUCCCGACCUCAAACCUAGAUACUCAAACUACGGCCUUUGAUGACCUGACAACGGAGGCAGAUACCCUAACCACGAUCUAUGACGAUCUGACCACUGACCUAGAAAUCGAAACCACAACCGAUGACAUCUUAAAAACAGACUCAGAAUGUUUAACAUCGACUCCAGAUAUUCCGACCACCAUUAUCGACACACUGACUUCAGUAACGAUCUUGGACACCCGUACCAGUGGCCAAGAUACUCCGACAACGGCAGCAGACGACGCAGCCUCAGACAUCACAACCACGCUCACUGAUAUCGAGACUGUUCCUCAAGGUAUCGCGGACACUUCCCCACAUGACCAAACCCUAAAGACCUCGCCCACCGACACCCCUAACAUAGCUACCCCUCCUCAUGCCCCUACAGCCCUCCACAACACCCUGACCACUAUAUCUCCUGACGAAGCAGUCCCAGACGCUCAGACUACAACUCAUUAUGCUUCGUCCGCAGAUGCCCUCACCAUGACCGCCGCCACCGUGAUUCGAGCUCCUCUGACUCCACCCCCUGAUGGUCAGGACACUUCUCUCGAUGUCGAAGUCCCACCUCCGGUUACCACUGUAUCGGACAUGAGUGGCGUCCCUGCUUCCCCCCCAGACUCAGAGCAUUGGGACAUGAAGGACACGUUAUCGGCAAAUGACAAGCCCUUUCCGAUCUUACACGUGAUCGACGACGACGUGGACGUGGUGCUGGAAAAACUAAAGGACCAAUUUCUGACGGAGUACUUGGUGAACGGCAACAGACCUACUGAAACUGUUGGAGACAUUUUAAUGGAUACGAUGGGUGUGGGUCUGCCAGGAGAUGGUGACAGCUGGGUGACGGCAGGGAUGGUGGUGAGUGCUGGGAAUCCUACGGUCCCCUAUACGCCCCUUAAUGAUGACCUCACAGACAACUUGGAGAGUUCAACAACGGACGAAACGGCAGGCUUUUCAGAGACUGCCGGUGAGUCCCAUGCCACGAAUACUCCUCAGGCAUUGAACAUUGACAAGUAUUCAGAAGAGACUGACUCUACAACAGAUACUGAUGAUGAGUCUGUAACAUUCUCUGAGGCUAUAGCAAUGGAGGAGCUUACAACGUUUAGCCCUGUCAUUAUCCCUGAAGCUAUUAGUGAACCUACGACUGAGUUAAUCGUGACAAGAGUUGAUGAUAACGUUACAACCACAUCCAACACCACCAUCGAGGGCGGCGGGGAGUUGCCUAUUCCCCUCAGCAUGGACACCGAGGCACCGCAGAAGGACACACACACUGACCCCAAGGAAACCAGUCCGGGCGAACAUGAUCCAACAACAACAACAGACCUCCUCACCAAGACCAUCACCUUCACAUCCAUUACCACAGCCACCGUCCCCGUAGCGACCACCACCACUCGUACCCUCCAGAAGACCAGCUCAGCUACCACCAUGGCACCUACAGUCUCCUUCACAACGAUUGUCAUAACCCCCGCUACUACCAUGGUUACUAACACUGGACCUGCCCCUUCAACCACCAGUACUACCCAUCUCUUCACCAUCCCUGGCUUUGUUCAACCGACUACUACCCCUACCCUCACCAUCCCUGGCUCAGUUCAACCGUCCACUAUAGACAGCAUAGCCCUUACCACUACUUUUGCUAUCCACACUACGUCUGUCACUACUUCACUUUCCCAAACUGCUAUCACCACACCUACCAGCGUCAUGCCAACCACCUCUUCCAUGACCCCAACCACCACCACUACCACCGACUCCCCAGGAACAGGGCGGCCCAUGCAGGUGGAGUUGACCCUCACAGACCCCGAAUCGGUGCAAAUUGUGGGUGACCUGGUAAUGGCCGACCACUCCCAGAGCUCCACUAGUAAACCACAUCCAUUCCUUGAUGAUGAGAUAGAGUGGCUGAUACUGGACGGCAGCGAGACCUCCAUUUCCCUGCCUCCAGAUACUAUGGUCUCCUCGGGGAUUGGGUUUCCUGGUGAGGGUGGCCAAGGAACUGCUAUGAGUCCUGAGGGAGACGAAGCAGAAAGUGGAGAUGUCACUACAGAAGCUCUUGAGGCGAACACUACCAGGGAGGAAGAAGGUGAAAGCUCUUGUGCAGUCUGCGAACCGACAACCUCUGACGAUUUGCAUGUCGGAGGUACAGAAAAUGAUACGACAGCAGAUGAUUUAGACUACCAAACUUCGGAUAUCCCUUCUUCGGUAGCGGCCAGUGACAUAACAGGCGCCGAAGCAGUUGAAGCAUCGAGUUUAGGCCCCGCUACAGCUACUGAAGCAACUGGGUCUCAGGGGAUGACAACUCCAAGUGUGACGAAUGAAUGUUUUAAUGCAAGUGAUGUAACAACGGGACACACCACCAGCACAUCUGUGGAGACAUCAACGGGCAGUGUGGCAGAAUCAGACGGACAAGGAUCUCCGCUCACCACUUCCCCCACUACCAGCACCAAUAUCACCACCUUCCCCUCCACCACCAGCACCAGUAUCACCACCUUCCCCUCCACCACCAGCACCAAUAUCACCACCUUCCCCUCCACCACCAGCACCAAUUCUCCCUCCACUACCACCACCCCUACCAGCACCAGUAUCACCACCUUCCCCUCCACCACCAGCACCUCUUCUCCCUCCACUUCCUCCACCACUACCAGCACCAGUAUCACCACCUUCCCCUCCACCACCAGCACCAAUUCUCCCUCCACUACCACCCCCACUACCAGCACCAGUAUCACCACCUUCCCCUCCACCACCAGCACCACUUCUCCCUCCACUACCACCCCCACUACCAGCACCAGUAUCACCACCUUCCCCUCCACCACCAGCACCAAUUCUCCCUCCACUACCACCACCCCUACCAGCACCAGUAUCACCACCUUCCCCUCCACCACCAGCACCAGCACCACUACAACCUCUCCCGCCACCACGCCCACCACCACAGAAGGGAACAUGGGUGUGAACAUCAAUAUUAAAGUCCAGGGAGCUAACAGCCAGGAAGAGAUAGAUGACACUUCUGAAAACAUAGAUGCGGUGAUCAACCUUAUCACAAACAGUGACUGGGAGCCCCCGGAGCUUGACGAGACUGAAAGUGAAGAAAACAGUGAUGAUGAGGAGAAUGAUAGUGACGAUUUUGAAUCUGUAGAGAGCGAGGAAGAGAAUGAACCCGAGCUGGUGUGCGGGGGCGCCUACGUGAUGGUGCGACAGAGGAUGUUAUGUGGCGGACAACUGCGCCACAACCUUCCGGGUCAAGACACUACUGACGAUCGCUUCGAGGACGUGGAGCGGUUCUCGGUGCGGACCCUUCACGGCGCCACUCGCAGCCUCCGCUUCUCCAUGAGCUACGAGACCAAGUGCCCGCGCGCCCCGCCCCCGCCCUCCACCACGCCCGCGCCCACCAGGAAGACCGUCACCCUCCUGCAGUACCUCCUGGGAUGGUACCGCUAGCCCACCGCCAUUAGAGGGAGGAGUUCGAUGGAUCCGAUGGUGGAGUUAGAAAGGUCUUACUUGUGUUCUUUACAUAAAAUGGUGAAGCCCGAUUUUUUUUUUUUUUUUUUUUUUUUUUUUUGGUGUGUGUGUAUAUAGGAAAGGGAGAAGAUCAGGGACAAAAUAAAAUAAAAAAUGAUAUAAAAAGGCCGCUGAUGCUUCUGGAAAUAGUGUAUGGUAUAAUUAUUUGUGGAUUUUCUUAUUAAUGGCGGAUAUUUAGUUCCGAAUGUGAAGAGUAUUGAAGAAAAUAAGCAAUGUAGAUAACUCAGGCACUAUUAUUAUUAUUAUUAUUAUUAUUAUUAUUAUUACCAUCAUCAUCAUCAUCUCAUCAUCAUUAGUGACUGGCAUUAUUGUUAUAGCUAUUGUUACCGUUAUUAUUAUCAUUGUAAUAUGAUAAUUGCUGAUACUAUUGUUAUUACACUGAUAAUUAGUGUUGUCAUAAUCGUUGUCAUCCUCAUCCUCAUCAUCAACAUCACAAUCACUAUAUAUGCAUCGCUCAAUAACAAGUGUGUGUUCCCGAAACUGUCUGUGUUUCUGCCCUCAUAAAGAAAUCAAUAAAAUAA
Eriocheir sinensis (Chinese mitten crab) is the source of this 6320-nucleotide messenger RNA. Its product is annotated as mucin-17-like. The coding region runs from base 367 to 5718 and encodes 1783 amino acids. NCBI's taxonomy places the organism in Eukaryota, Metazoa, Arthropoda, Malacostraca, Decapoda, Varunidae. The record is from RefSeq and is a predicted model, not a curated record. The transcript is spliced from 8 exons.